UUCUUCUACUGCAUGCUGAUUGGCCCGUUAGGGAUUUACGGCAGGCCAGGACUCCCUUGACCCGAUCCGCUUAAAACGACUUGAAACUGGACGUUGAAAUCGUAGUUACAACACCAGAGAAACACCCAUAAAUAUGGCUUCCCGUUUGUGUGGACUCUCUGGGACCUCCUAUUUCAGACUGGAGUUUCUUUCCUGGUCAUGCAGAGCUGUGAUUCUACAGAAGUUCACUGAAUUCACAAAAGUUAAAGAUUAUUUGGAGACAUCAACUCAUAAAUAGAAGGGGCUGUCUCAAAAACAGGUGAGACACAGUAGAUGUGAUGUGGUUAGAAAGUGACAGAUGCCUCCUCCCUCAGCAGCAGGAAUGCAUCAGCAGGCCGACACAUGUCCUGCUUUAGUCUCGUCAGUGGAUCACAAACCUCCGAGAGUCUGACAGAACAACAGCACUGCUGAGAGGACAUGAGAGGAUACCGAGGCGUUAAGUACACCUUGUUCAUCUUCUGCUACUUCUUUUGGGUUGUGAGUGCCAUACUUAUAGCAGUGGGGAUCUAUGCUAAGAUCGCCAGAGAGAAAGAUGUGGUUGACACCCUGACGGUUGAUCCCGCUCUUCUGUUGAUCGUCGUCGGCUCUGUGAUGUUCCUCAUCACGUUCCUCGGAUGUUUCGGGGCGCUGCGUAACACCAUCUGCCUACUGAAGAUGUUUUUGGGACUCCUGGUGGCCAUUUUACUCUUGCAGAUCGCAGCGGCAUUCGUGGGAUACUUUUUCACUGAUACGGUGAUGGAGAGAACCGAGAGGCUGAUGAUGAAGGCAAUUGAACGAUACAGGGAGGACCAAGACCUGGAGAACGCCAUUGACUUCAUCCAGAAGAAGUUCCAGUGCUGUGGAGUUGAAAGCUAUAAAAACUGGUCCCGUAACGCCUACUUUAAGUGUUCGGACACCAACCCGAGUCUGGAGGCCUGUGGAGUUCCCUUCUCCUGCUGCAUUCGCUUGCAGAACCAGACUGUACUGAACACCAUGUGUGGUUAUGGGAUGCAGCAGCUGGAGGAGAAACUGGCCCGUCAGGACAUAUUCACCAUCGGCUGCCUGGAUAAAAUUGUCUGGUGGGCCAAACACAAUCUGCUUCUGGUGGCUGGUCUGACCGCCGGCCUGCUGCUGCUCGAGGUCUGCAUGAUAGCUUUGGCUGCUGGUCAGAUCUGCUGGAUAAAAAAAGUCCUACAGCAUCAGGAAAGAAAAGCAGCUCAAAGCAAAUCGGAGAGGAAGGAGAGCCUCUGGUUUCCUCCUUUUGCAGACUUUGAUGAUUAAUAAAACCAUUUGUUGAGAAAGUGGGGGAUGCUGCGUUUACACUGUGAAUUUAUAGAUUUGAGCUGUGAAUCUGAGGUUUGUACAGUGGGUGAACGCAUCGAUGUUGGGCUCCAGGAGGCAGUUGAAAUACUACCUCGUGUAACGCCCUAUUUAAAUUUUAGACUCUGAAACUCAGUUUUGUCAUUUUUAUGUAGCGCUCAGCGUUUCUGUUGCUGCCUUUCUACUAAACAGAAUUUAAAAUUCACCAAAAAGAUCGGAAUUAGUCAAAACAUUACAUGAACAGAUAUAUUUUUUGUAAUGUGAAAAUGUUUCAUUAGCAUAUCAUGUGCAAGGUGUUCUUUGGUCAGUGAAAUCAGUCAGUCAGCCUCGAAGCUGUCCAGUGUGAAGGCUUGUAAAGGACGCCUGAAAGUAAGCAUAGUUUUCUAACAUGCUAAUUAAAAAGUGAGUUAAUGCUGUGAAAGCCUAAUGUAUUUCUAAAGCUAUCCAAGUACAUUUGUCACUGAGCCCCACUCUCCUGGCUGACUAAUCUCCCCGACCUCCUGAUGCCUGAUGAUGAUGUUUAUCAGCCAGGAGACUGAAGUUUGCGUCCUGUUUGCGGGACCUUUUCCAGCCUUUCAUCCCACUUGCUGUUUUGUUUUCACCUGCCUGCUCCAAAAGCUACUUGGUUUGGGCUUGUGACUCUGGAUAAAAUGUGACCCUUUACACUGAGGAAUGACAAAUGUCAAAGGACACCUUGUGCAUAACUGAAACACACCUGCUGCUUUAAUAAAUAUUCAUUAUGCUACAGCCCAGGAAUGAGAAUGACCUGUAUUUGACAUGGGAAAAGAAUGUGUUGGGUGUUUGGGAUCUAGACUAUAAACAAGAAAUUAAUGAAAAUUGAAAGAAUAUUUUGUGCUUACAAAACCAACUAAAGUCUUUAUUUUGAUCUGUGUUUUUUAUUUGCCAAUACAACCGGCCUGGGCAAGUUUUGGUGCAGAUGUGUAAAGAGACUGUAGAGAAUGUCUCUGUGAUUGUGUUUGUACUGUUUUAUUAUGAAACUAUUCUGAACCUUUUAUAUCCUAUAAUGUGAUAAAUAAAUACAUAAUGUGAUAGAAAUAGAUAAAAAUAAGAGUGAAAUUAACAAAAACUAUAAAAACUGUUUGUCUGUACGUCUGCUAUUAGCUGUUCAAACAGACCAACCUCUCCCGUCAGGUUGCCAAUCUAUUGCUGGACUAACACAGAGAGACAAACAUUCACAUCUAUGGUCAGUUUAGGACAACCAGGUAACCUAACCCCAUGCAUGUAUCUGGAACUCAUGCAGACAAACUCCAAACACAAACCAAUGGAUUUAUACACCGGGCCUUUUUGCUGAGAGGCGAUAGUGCAGCUUUCGACCCCACUGCCUUACCAAAGUU
Molecule: messenger RNA, 2693 nt
Organism: Oreochromis aureus
Lineage: Eukaryota; Metazoa; Chordata; Actinopteri; Cichliformes; Cichlidae
Exons: 10
Coding region: 457-1299 (280 amino acids)
Cellular component (GO): membrane
Source: RefSeq, a predicted model, not a curated record